Heteronotia binoei (common prickly gecko) is the source of this 3945-nucleotide messenger RNA. It is a transcript of the gene ABI1, whose product is annotated as abl interactor 1. The coding region runs from base 362 to 1705 and encodes 447 amino acids. The transcript has 9 exons. Gene Ontology annotation, molecular function: SH3 domain binding; cadherin binding. Gene Ontology annotation, cellular component: intracellular anatomical structure; lamellipodium. The record is from RefSeq and is a predicted model, not a curated record. NCBI's taxonomy places the organism in Eukaryota, Metazoa, Chordata, Lepidosauria, Squamata, Gekkonidae.
AGCUUGGAAUCCUGGGACAACUUUCCACGAUCCACGAAGACCCACCUGGGAGAGCCGCGCGCGCCGUCCCCAAGCGCAGGGACUAGCAGGCUAGCUUUGCGGGGCAGGUAAAGUUACAACUACAACUCCCGGCAAGCUUGGCGGCGGCGUUUUCCCACAGCUCGGGGGGAGGAAGAGGAGGAGGAGGUGGCGGCGGCUGCGAGGAGCCCGAGCCGAGCGGGUGGGUGGAGAAAGCAGCGAAGUCUCUCUCGCGAAAGCGAGGCGAGGCGGAGGAAUCCCACAAUACCAGGCGGGUUGGGGAAGCUUGUGGCGCUCCCGCUGUCUCUUUAAUGCAAGAGGAAGCGAUGAGGAGGGGAGGAAAAUGGCAGAGCUGCAGAUGUUACUAGAAGAGGAAAUCCCUUCUGGCAAGCGGGCUUUGCUCGAGAGCUACCAGAACCUCACCAGGGUCGCCGACUACUGCGAGAACAACUACAUCCAGGCUCCAGACAAAAGGAAAGCAUUAGAAGAGACCAAAGCAUACACCACUCAAUCUUUAGCCAGUGUUGCUUAUCAGAUCAAUGCACUGGCAAACAAUGUGCUCCAACUACUGGACAUCCAAGCGUCACAGCUCCGGAGAAUGGAGUCCUCAAUCAAUCAUAUUUCCCAGACGGUGGACAUACACAAAGAGAAAGUGGCCCGUAGAGAGAUCGGCAUUUUGACAACCAAUAAGAACACAUCCAGAACUCAUAAAAUCAUUGCACCAGCAAACAUGGAGCGUCCUGUAAGGUAUAUUCGAAAGCCUAUAGACUACACAAUGUUGGAUGAUGUGGGCCAUGGUGUAAAGCAUGGAAACAAUCAGCCUGCAAGAACUGGCACUUUGUCAAGAACAAAUCCGCCUACACAAAAACCACCAAGUCCUCCUAUGUCAGGCCGGGGAACUCUGGGACGGAACACUCCUUACAAGACAUUGGAGCCAGUUAAACCGCCAACAGUCCCUAAUGAUUAUAUGACCAGUCCUGCAAGACUCGGGAGCCAGCACAGUCCAGGAAGAACAGCCUCCUUGAACCAGAGGCCUAGAACACACAGUGGCAGCAGUGGAGGAAGCGGCAGUCGAGAAAACAGUGGAAGCAGCAGUAUUGGCAUUCCCAUUGCCGUGCCUACACCUUCACCACCAACCAUUGGGCAAGCUGCUCCUGGGUCAGCCCCUGGUUCCCAGUAUGGCACAAUGACCAGGCAGAUUUCCCGACACAACUCUACCACUUCUUCGGCCUCUUCUGGUGGAUUUAGGCGGAACCCUUCUGUGACUGCUCCAUUUUCUGCUCAACCUCAUGUUAACGGCGGGCCUCUCUAUUCUCAAAAUUCAAUUGCUGAUAGUCCAACUCCGCCACCGCCACCGCCGCCAGAUGAGAUGCCUAUGUUUGAUGACUCGCCGCCCCCACCCCCUCCGCCCCCAGUGGAUUAUGAAGAUGAGGAGGCUGCAGUAGUGCAGUAUAAUGAUCCGUAUGCAGACGGCGAUCCCGCUUGGGCACCUAAAAACUAUAUUGAGAAAGUUGUUGCCAUAUACGAUUACUCAAAAGACAAGGACGAUGAGCUGUCAUUCAUGGAAGGUGCAAUCAUUUAUGUUAUAAAGAAGAAUGAUGACGGCUGGUAUGAAGGAGUGUGCAACCGAGUGACUGGCCUGUUUCCUGGAAACUAUGUUGAAUCAAUCAUGCAUUAUGCGGAUUAAAAGUACUUUCUUCAGGUCAGGUCUUGUAUUCAAUCAUGCCAUAAUUAUUUACAAAGGGUAACUAAAAGGUUAACAGUUGUCUUAAUGCUCUCUUUUAAAAAAAGAUGUGCCCAUCCUUUCAGGCCAUACUGUUUAAAUGGUAUGAUUGAAUGUUCAUCCGUAAGCAUUUGUCUCUGCAGUUUGUAAAACAAGCAACUGUUUUAUUACUGAUUAUGCUUAUUUACUUAUGCAUUGUUGAUUUUUAUGACCAGCCUAAAUAUUCUGGGGAAGUAGGGUAUAUAAUAUUUAAUGACUCAUGAUUCAAAUUGUGCCAUUUCUUAUUUUUUUCCUUCCGUGCAGCAUGGUAAACUAACAAUGAUGUUAGACUAACAUUAAAAAUCUGGUCAAAAAGUUUGAUAGUGCUGGUCAUCUACCUUUGUUUAGACUCUUGCUCAUCCUCAACCUAUAGUAUUUGUUUAAAAGCAUGCAUACAAACUUAUGUAUUGAAUUAUCCUUUUUUUCAAAAAUCCAAGAUGCUUCCAAUUUGUUGUAAUCUUUUAUCUGGAGUACUUUUACUAAAAGUUUAUUCCGGAGAGUCAUUUGAGUCUCUAAGGUGUCCAUGUGAAUCAAAGAUGGGUGGUCUUAUGAUGUAUGUGUAAUUUGUACCUGAGUUUUUUUAAAUGAGUAAAUUUGCAUUGACUUUUCCAUUCAUAAAUACAUAAGUGAACCAAAGGUCUUGUCCAUUACUUUGUUGGCUUACCUUGGCAAAGCAAUAUUAGUGUGUUGGCCUUCCCCUAUCAGCUGGGUUGCUAGCUUUUAACGCAAGUCAAGGACUUGACAUCCCAUGACCAGGAAAAUCAAAUUCAUGCAAGUUUACCAUGACUGUAAUUACACACACAACUGUUUGACUGCAAUUAUUAUUACAGGAACUGGCUCAACAUUGUUACCUUUGACAUUGGCUAGUCACCAUUUUAAAUUGCGGAAGCACAGAACUGGUAGAGAGGGAAACACGCUUAUAGGGUGGGCACAUUUUUAAGGGGAGCAGUCUUAGCCAGGGGGAAUUGCACUUGGAUCUUUUAACAGACAUGAACUGGGGAUCUUCGUUGCCUCCUUCCCCUUGCCUUAAGGCAUGAUUAGAGCUGAACAAGAGAUGCCAGGCUGGUGCCUCUUUCUCUACCUCCUGCCUCUAUCAUAUUACUUCAUGCGAAGCAAUGUGCAUGUGUGUUGGGAGGAAAUGCACCCCUAGGAGUUAUUUGUGGAUCCUUCCAGUCCCUGAAAGUACUUUUUUGCUUUGAUAGUUGUUCAUCCACACAGACUUAUGGGACACAACUGUUUGCCUGUCAAAUGGAGUGACCCAUGGAAUAACCCUAGUGGCUGUGGUCAUGAAGUGGUUGGUGUACGUUUCAGGAGACAAACCAUUAAGAUUAGGUACACAUUCAACAGCUUCCAGAAUGUGAAAGAACAAUCCUAAAAUGACUAUUUUAACAAGUCACUUAAUGCCUUGUCUGCUUAAGACUAUGAAGAUCUUGUGUCCUGCUGAAAGUUUUUUUUUUAAAAAUUGCCUGUCUGGGGGGAAUCUUUGCUACUGAUUUGUCCACAGCACUGUAUUUCAAAAGCAUACUCACACAACCAUCCAUGAAUACAGACUCUAUGGGCAGCCUAAAGGGAGACCAGUCUUGCAUGAGAGAUAAUGCUGGAUCCAAGCUUCCUCUGGGAAGGCCUCCCACCCACUUCUACAGGGAAACACACUGACUUAUUCUUAGAAAAACAACACAUGCACUUUCGACAUGUUCCCCCUCCCCACUGAGCAUGAGGUCAGAUGACAUGUCCAGUCUCAGCUUGUAUAAAACUUGUAUUACAUAGAUUAUCUAAGGCAGAACGAUUUAGUGAGGGGAUUACUGUAUGUAGUGAAGAUUUAUUUUGGAAUUUAAGCACUGGCCUUCUGGGUAUUAAACACUUACAUGGUGAGAAAUCAGGUACAUUGGACAUGUGAUUGGUUGCAGUUAUCGCUCAUUUUCUAGUGACAUUAAAUAUUGAAACAUUCCCUUGCCUUCUUACCUUAAAUGAACCUAAUUUUAUUAAAUGCUUUCUUGCUUUUUCGUAUUUGUUCAUUUGUAAUUUUCUGAAAUCAUCAUUAGCAACUAGUAAAACCUAUCUGUAUUUCAUUUAUAAACUGGAACAGCUUCUUUUAAUUUGUAUAUAUAACCUGUUUAAUUACAAAAUUUAUGUACAGUCUUUUAUAAUAAACCAGUCUCCUUUAA